Molecule: messenger RNA, 588 nt
Organism: Colletotrichum acutatum
Lineage: Eukaryota; Fungi; Ascomycota; Sordariomycetes; Glomerellales; Glomerellaceae
Exons: 1
Coding region: 1-588 (195 amino acids)
Source: RefSeq, a predicted model, not a curated record
AUGCUCGAUGUUGACGCUGAUCUAAUGUUCUUGUACCUGGGCUUGGCACAUCGACAAUUCAACAAGACACCCGAGUUCGGGCGUAUGUUUGGCAUCAUAUCGCUUGCCCAUUUCCCCCACGUCGCCGACUGGACGCGCCUCAUCAAGCUUUGUCAGCUCUUCAACUUUCUCCAAAAUAAUGAGCUACUGAGGAGUGCAUGGUCCGUUCUCAGCUUCAACACAUUGACUGCACUCAUCUACCUCCUCGCCCCAGAGACGGACGGCGCAGAAGUCGACCGCUGCUUCGAUGCCUUUGCGAGAGCCUUUGACACGCUCGACGUCGACCAUCCAGCCCAGGCCAAGUUCCGGGAUGAAAUGGUCGCACGAUUUUGUGAGCACUGCCAUUGUGAUCUUCUCGUCCGCCAUCAUCAAGCUUUGGAGUCCCAUCCGGACUUCGUUGCCAAGGUUAGCUUGAAGCAGGCUGAGUAUGCUGCGUCUAUGAUGCAGUACCUUUCUGGGAGCCCUCGGGCUCGCGGAAAGAGGUCUGGGCUGUGGAGGAGCAAGGCUCGUUGCUGGGAUCAUCUCAUGCGCCAACGCAAGUCUAAGUAG